AUGGAACCAGGGGUGAGGAGUGAGGUCAUUCUCUCAGCUUACAUCAUUUCCUUUCUCCUUGGCCUCCCAACAAACCUCGUGGCUCUCUACGCCUUCAGCGUCAAGAUCAACUCCAAGCCCCUUUUAACAGACAUCCUGCUUCUCAAUCUGACGGUCUCUGACCUGCUCUUUCUGAUCAUCCUUCCUCUCAAGAUGCACGAGGCAGUGUCAGGCAUGCAAUGGCAUUUAUCCAGUGCCCUGUGCUCCAUCACCUCCUUUAUCUUCUUCUCAACAAUCUACAGCAGCUCCUUGCUGCUAAUGGCAGUCAGUGUGGUUCGCUACAUUGCACUAGCUUUCCCCAUCACCUAUCAUAAGCUGCAGAAACCUGUGUAUGCGAUGAUUAUCAGUGCUGCUAUUUGGCUGAUUACAACAGCACACUGCAGCAUCACUUUCAUUACCCAGCACCUACCAUCCCUGUCCAGCGAAGACUCCGAUGUUUGCUAUGAGAACUUUACGGCGCAGCAGCUGACGAUCCUCCUCCCUGUACGUUUGGAGUUUUUCUUUGUGCUCUGCCUAAUACCUCUUUUAAUUUGUGUUUACUGCUACUUGAGCUGCAUCGUUAUCCUGUACAGUCGCCCCAGGAUAUCCCCGAAGCAGAAGCAGAAGGCCAUCGGCAUGGCCUUGGGGACUCUAGCUGUGUUUCUCAUCUGUGUGCUGCCGUACAACCUCUCUCAUUUAAUGGGUUUCUUACAGGGUGAGAGCCCCAAAUGGAGGCACUACACCUUGCUGCUUAGCACCUUCAACACCUGUAUUGAUCCCAUCAUCUCCUACUUUUCCUCCUCCACUUUCCAGUGCAUUGGUAAAAAGUUGAUUUUCAAGAAGUGUGUAUUCACUGUUUCAGGCCAACAGCCCACAAGCUCUAGCUAA
Trematomus bernacchii (emerald rockcod) is the source of this 906-nucleotide messenger RNA. Its product is annotated as free fatty acid receptor 2. Lineage: Eukaryota; Metazoa; Chordata; Actinopteri; Perciformes; Nototheniidae. Bases 1 to 906 code for a protein of 301 amino acids. Gene Ontology annotation, biological process: G protein-coupled receptor signaling pathway; cellular response to fatty acid. Gene Ontology annotation, molecular function: G protein-coupled receptor activity. Gene Ontology annotation, cellular component: plasma membrane. The transcript has a single exon. The record is from RefSeq and is a predicted model, not a curated record.